Micropterus salmoides (largemouth bass) is the source of this 1348-nucleotide messenger RNA. RefSeq names its product keratin, type I cytoskeletal 13-like. The record is from RefSeq and is a predicted model, not a curated record. NCBI's taxonomy places the organism in Eukaryota, Metazoa, Chordata, Actinopteri, Centrarchiformes, Centrarchidae. The coding region runs from base 32 to 1276 and encodes 414 amino acids. The transcript has 7 exons. Gene Ontology annotation, molecular function: structural molecule activity.
ACUAACUUCUUUGCCUUCAUCACCACACAAAAUGAUUGCCUACAGAAAUAGAAUCUCUAGGUCUCCUGGUGGUGGAGUCUACAGGGGCAGCAGUGCGUCCAUGCACGGUGGAGCUGGAGGCUCUCACGUUAGAAUCUCCGUUGGUGGCUCCGCCAUGUCCAUGUUCGGCGGUCGAAGUGGUGGAGGUGGCUCUGACUUCGGCAGUAGCAUGGAGUCCGUUAUCACUGAGAAGGCCACCAUGCAGAACCUGAACGACCGUCUGGCGGCCUACCUGGAAAAGGUGCGCAGCCUGGAGAAGGCCAACAGCGAGCUGGAGCUGAAGAUCAGGCAGUUCUUGGAGAGCAAGACCUCCCCCUCCUCCAGGGACUACAGUGCCUACUACGCCACCAUCGCAGAGCUGCAGGGCAAGAUCCAGGAUGCUACCAGAAUUAAUGGUGGCAUCUACCUAUCCAUUGACAACGCCAAGCUGGCUGCCGAUGACUUCAGGCUUAAGUAUGAGAAUGAGCUGGCCAUGCGUCAGUCGGUGGAGGCCGACAUCGCCGGGCUGAGGAGGGUCCUGGACGAGCUGACUCUGAGCCGGACCGACCUGGAGAUGCAGCUCGAGGGUCUGAAGGAGGAGCUGAUCUUCCUCAAGAAGAACCACCAGGAGGAGCUGCUGGCGAUGCGAGCUCAGAUGAGCGGUCAGGUGAACGUGGAGGUGGAUGCGGCUCCAGCAGAGGACCUCAAUAAGGUCAUAGAGGAGGUCAGGAAGCACUACGAAGCCACUGUUACCAAAAGCUGCAAAGAACUGGAGGCGUGGUUCAAUGCAAAGACAGAAAACCUUCACAAAGAAGUCGCUAUCAGCACAGAAACCCUCCAGUCGUCCAAAUCCGAGAUCACAGAGGUCAAACGAACGCUGCAGAGCCUGGAGAUCGAGCUGCAGUCCCAGUUCAGCAUGAAAGCGUCGUUGGAGGCCACCCUGAAUGAGACUCAGAACCGGUACACCAUGCAGCUGGCGGGUUACCAGAACCAGGUGACCAUGCUGGAGGAUCAGCUGACGCAGCUGAAGGCUGAGCUGGAGAGGCAGUCCCAGGAGUACCAGAUGCUGCUGGACAUCAAGACCAGGCUGGAGGUCGAGAUUGCCGAGUACAGGAGGCUACUGGACGGAGAGGCCAGCAGCAGCCUGGUCAUUUCCCCCACCACUUCCACCACCAAACAGAAAAUUAUUACUAUUGUAGAGGAGGUGGUGGAUGGAAAGGUGGUGAGCUCCAAAGAGACCGUCAGUCAGAUCCUCUGAGCACCAGUAGGGGGCACACUCACAAAAAUAAUACAGGCAAAUAAAAGUCUUCUGAGGUGCUUCAAAAUAAAA